Lotus japonicus is the source of this 2010-nucleotide messenger RNA. RefSeq names its product beta-amylase 3, chloroplastic-like. NCBI's taxonomy places the organism in Eukaryota, Viridiplantae, Streptophyta, Magnoliopsida, Fabales, Fabaceae. Gene Ontology annotation, biological process: polysaccharide catabolic process. Gene Ontology annotation, molecular function: beta-amylase activity. Bases 75 to 1697 code for a protein of 540 amino acids. The transcript has 4 exons. The record is from RefSeq and is a predicted model, not a curated record.
AACAUUAACAUAGUAUUAUUAUUACUCUCCCUCCAUCUUCAAUCGAAACAGAGAUACUACAGAAGAACAAUAAAAUGGCAAUAACACUUCGGUCUGCAAUUUCUUUCGUUAGCAACAAAGAAACCAAAGCUUUUGAUUACGUUUCUUACAAAGUUGUAAGUUUUCCAAAAAUGAAAGCAUCAUUUCGUCUCCAAGCAAAGAGUUCCAUACAAGAAGCACACUUGAGAAACAAGAAUUGGGAGGAGGUUCAUCAUGCCCCAUUGGUUAUUCAUGCUCCAUUGGUUGUUCAUGAACAUAGUGAUUCAAAGAGGGUACCUGUAUUUGUGAUGCUGCCACUAGAGACGGUGACAGUGGGAGGAACUUUGAAUAAGCCAAGGGCAAUGAAUGCUAGUUUGAUGGCCUUGAAGAGUGCAGGGGUUGAGGGAGUGAUGGUGGAUGUUUGGUGGGGUUUGGUGGAAAAAGAUGGACCUUUAAACUACAACUGGGAAGGCUAUGCUGAGCUUUUUCAGAUGGUGCAAAAGCACGGCUUGAAGGUUCAGGUUGUUAUGUCUUUCCAUCAAUGUGGAGGAAAUGUUGGAGACUCCUGCAGCAUUCCUCUACCACCUUGGGUGCUGGAAGAAAUCGGCAAGAAUCCUGACCUGGUUUACACAGACAGAUCAGGGAGAAGAAAUCCUGAAUACAUCUCAUUGGGCUGUGAUUCAAUGCCUGUUCUAAGAGGAAGGUCUCCCCUUCAGGUGUACUCUGAUUACAUGAGGAGCUUCCGCGACAGCUUCGGAGAUUAUAUGGGCAGUGUUAUCAGAGAAGUUCAAGUGGGAUUGGGUCCUUGUGGGGAGCUGAGAUAUCCAUCAUAUCCAGAAAGUGAAGGAACCUGGAGGUUUCCUGGAAUUGGAGAAUUCCAGUGCUAUGACAAGUACAUGAAAGCUUCCUUGGAAGCAUCAGCUGAGGCAAUUGGGAAGAAAGAUUGGGGAAGAAGUGGUCCCCAUGACUCAGGCCAGUACAAUCAAUUUCCUGAGGAUACUGGAUUUUUCAAGAGGGAAGGAACAUGGAACACUGAAUAUGGACACUUCUUCCUGGAGUGGUACUCCAAUAAACUUCUUGAACAUGGUGAGAGUAUCCUUGUGGCUGCAAAAGGAAUAUUUCAAGAUUCUGGGGUGAAACUAUCUGCCAAAGUAGCUGGAAUUCAUUGGCAUUACAGAGCAAGGUCACAUGCAAGUGAACUAAAUGCAGGCUACUAUAACACAAGGUUUCAUGAUGGUUACCUACCAAUAGCUCAAAUGUUUGCAAGACAUGGAGUUGUGCUCAAUUUCACAUGCAUGGAAAUGAAGGACAGGGAGCAACCUGAACAUGCUAAUUGCUCCCCCGAAGGAUUGGUUCAUCAAGUGAAGAAUGCAACCACGAGUGCAGGGGCAGAACUUGCGGGAGAGAAUGCAUUAGAGAGAUAUGAUGCAGGGGCAUUUGGUCAAGUUUUGUCAACAAGUAACUCUGGGAGUGGAUUGGGUGCAUUUACUUAUCUAAGAAUGAAUAAGAGGUUGUUUGAGGGUGAUAACUGGCGGCACUUUGCGGGAUUCGUAAGAAGCAUGUCUGAGGGUGGUCAGAGACAAAGGCUCCCAGUUUCUGAUUCCUUUGGGAUUAAACUUUAUGUUGGACACAUCAAAGGAAUUGAACAGAAGCAAGAUCAAGAGGCUGCUCUUGUGUGAACACAUAUAGCAUAUUGUAGAUGGGUCUCUGUGUAUACUUAAAAGUAUAGUAAAUUUUAUAGGGAAGAGGAAGAAAAAUUGAGUAGCGAGAGAAAAGAGGUAGUUAGAAUUUUAUGGUGUGUAUACGCGAUAAAAAUGAUUUUUUCCAUGCCAAAACCUGAGAUUAUCAGGACAAUAUUACUCCAGAAUAUUUUUAAGUAUGUUUGGAUCGGAGUUAGCAAAAUUGAUUCUACUAAAAUUGUGUAUGGUAAACUUGAGUUAAAACAAUGUGAUUUAUGUUUGGAUACAUUUAUGAAAAUAAUAGUUUGUAUAA